AUGUUGCUGCUGCCAUCGCUGCUGCUGCUGCUCCCCUAUUGUUCAGCCGUGGAGGUCAAGCGGCCCCGGGGCGUCUCCCUGUCCAACCACCACUUCUACGACGAGUCCAAGCCUUUCACUUGCCUCGAUGGCUCUGCCACCAUCCCUUUCGAUCAGGUCAACGACGAUUACUGUGACUGCAAAGAUGGUUCAGACGAACCAGGUACUGCAGCCUGUCCUAAUGGCAGCUUCCACUGUGCCAACGCUGGCUACAAGCCCCUGUAUAUCCCCUCCAGUCGGGUCAACGAUGGAGUGUGUGACUGCUGUGACGGGACAGAUGAGUACAACAGCGGCAUCGUCUGUGAGAAUACCUGCAAAGAGAAGGGCCGUAAGGAGAGGGAGACCCUGCAGCAGAUGGCGGAGGUCACCCGGGAGGGGUUCCGCCUGAAGAAGAUCCUCAUUGAGGACUGGAAGAAGGCCCGGGAGGAGAAGCAGAAAAAGCUCGUUGAGCUCCAGGAGGGGAAGAAAUCCCUGGAGGACCAGGUGGACACGCUGCGGAUGGUGAAGGAGGAGGCCGAGAAGCCAGAGAAGGAAGCCAAAGAGCAGCAUCGGAAGCUGUGGGAAGAGCAGCAGGCUGCCUCCAAGGCCCAGAAGGAGCAGGAGCGGGCGGCCAGUGCCUUCCAGGAGCUGGACGACAACGUAGAUGGGAUGGUCUCCCUGACUGAGCUGCAGACCCACCCAGAGCUGGACACGGAUGGGGACAUGGCACUGUCAGAAGGAGAAGCCCAGGCCCUCCUUGGCGGGGACUCGCAGGCGGACGCCACAGCCUUCUAUGACCGGGUCUGGGCUGCCAUUCGGGACAAGUACCGGUCUGAGGUGCUGCCCACUGAGCCUCCUGCGCCCACUGCUGACCUGACAGAGCCCAAGGAGGAGCAGCCGCCACCAGUGCCCUCCCCGCCCCUGGAGGAAGUGGAGGAGGAGGAGGAGGAGGCUGAAGAGGAGGAAGAGGAAGAGGAGGAAGAGGCUGAGGCUGAGGUGCAGGGAGAGCAGCCCAAGGAGCGCCUGCCCCCACAGGUGCCCCCCCAGCCGGCCAGCCCCACCGAGGAGGACAAGAUGCCGCCCUACGACGAGGAGACCCAGGCCCUCAUCGACGCUGCCCAGGAGGCCCGCGACAAGUUUGAGGAAGCCGAGAAGUCCUUGAGGGAAAUGGAAGAGUCCAUCAGGAACCUGGAGCAGGAGAUCUCCUUCGACUUUGGCCCCAACGGGGAGUUCGCUUACCUCUACAGCCAGUGCUACGAGCUCACCACCAACGAGUACGUCUAUCGGCUCUGUCCCUUCAAGCUUGUCUCACAGAAACCCAAACACGGAGGCUCCCCCACCAGCCUUGGCACGUGGGGCUCCUGGGCCGGCCCCGAGCACGACAAGUUCAGUGCCAUGAAGUACGAGCAGGGCACAGGCUGCUGGCAGGGCCCCAAUCGCUCCACCACAGUGCGGCUCCUGUGUGGGAAGGAGACGGUGGUGACCAGCACAACAGAGCCCAGCCGCUGUGAGUACCUCAUGGAGCUGACCACACCGGCCGCCUGUCCGGAGCCACCGCCAGAGCCGCCCGCUGACGGGGACCAUGAUGAGCUCUAG
Molecule: messenger RNA, 1614 nt
Organism: Elephantulus edwardii (Cape elephant shrew)
Lineage: Eukaryota; Metazoa; Chordata; Mammalia; Macroscelidea; Macroscelididae
Gene: PRKCSH
Product: protein kinase C substrate 80K-H
Exons: 16
Coding region: 1-1614 (537 amino acids)
Biological process (GO): liver development; N-glycan processing
Cellular component (GO): glucosidase II complex
Molecular function (GO): calcium ion binding; protein binding
Source: RefSeq, a predicted model, not a curated record